Messenger RNA from Drosophila pseudoobscura, 3727 nucleotides. It is a transcript of the gene dpr11, whose product is annotated as defective proboscis extension response 11. Gene Ontology annotation, cellular component: neuron projection membrane. The transcript is spliced from 8 exons. Lineage: Eukaryota; Metazoa; Arthropoda; Insecta; Diptera; Drosophilidae. Bases 1185 to 2264 code for a protein of 359 amino acids. Gene Ontology annotation, biological process: synapse organization. The record is from RefSeq and is a predicted model, not a curated record.
CCACUUUGAAUGCCGUUGUCGUGGGCUUCAGUUGUGUCCAAGGGCCAAGUGCGGAAUCAUUUUGUUGCGGCUACUCGACGUACUAGUGCAUCCUGCCACCAGCUACACGUGCUACAUCCUGCUGCCGACUACGAGCUACUACGACUAGGACUAUCGUGUGUCGGUUGUGCGUCUUGCCUCGUGGCUUACGCUCAAUUUAAUCAGUGAUUAAGAUGUUGGCCCAGCCGCUAAUCGGAUGAGGCAUUCGAGCAAGUGUCAUCUGAAUAAAGUUUCUGUAUCUUGUACAACACCAACAACACCACAAAAAACAACAACAACAACAGCAAGAAACAAGAAAGAGCCACAAGUUCAAGUAAAUCCACAGAUAUUUCGCUCCUAGUCCACAUAUGCAUGUAUAUUUGUGCGGCUCCAUUUGUGUCCUGUGCGUAUCCGUGUGUGUAUCUGUGUGUAUAAUGCGUAUGUAAUCCAAGCAAAUCUGUCACGUGUUUCGGAUAUCUUUUUUGGGAAGCCCGGAGCUGAGGCCAAAGGAAUUUAUUGAAAAAAGAUAAACCCCGAAACCUAGAGAAGAGACAGAUGUUGCUUUUCGCGGCGGUGGAGCAGCCCCAUAACAUGGCCAAGAGCCAGCGUUUAUUUAUGGCCCAAAGAGGAGAAAUCACAUUAGAUGCAAACUGCCUGUCGAAAUGAACAACGAAAAGAAAUAUUAAAUAAAAACUAGCGCCAUCAAAUUGCCCAUAAAACAACAGGGAAACCCCACGCCAAACCGUCCGCAAAUAUCAAAAAAUAUAUAAAAAUAAAACAAAGAAAAGAGCACGAGAGCGAAACUAUUAUUUGACAAACUGUCAGCGGAGCUCAGUCGAAGGUGAAAUUUGUGAACGUUGGCGAAAUUCUCGAGUGAAAUCUCUGCUGUUUAUGCCCGUUGCGUAUACGCCGCGUUGCCCGGCGCUGUUCCGCUGUUUCAGCAGUAUAUAUACUCCGCAUCUCGCGGGCAGAGGUGUUAAAUGCGUUCACAUAUCUCUGGUGCGGCCCGGGCUGCCUUCUGCUCUCCACCAACAACCACAUCCGCCGCCAUCCGCCUGUGAAAGUGCCGAGCUGUGCAUUAUUUCCGCGUAAGUGAACAUUUUUGCCCCCGUCCCCAGGAGACUACUCCCCCCCAUACGAGUGUGUUGACUCUGCCGCUGAACGGCAUGCGCCUCUGGAGGAAUCGUCGAAGUCGCAGCAAAAUGCAUACCCUCGAAACGGGGCCCUGGUCCGUCCAUGGGCCACAGUUGACGCAGCUGCUCCUUGGCGGGAUACUCUGCAUGACAAUUGCCUCGAACACACAGACGUCCGCAGAGGCCACAGGAGCGCAGGAGACAGGAGCAGCAUCAGCAGCAUCAGCAGCCACCGUCAUCAGUUUCGAUGGGAGCAGCGACCCAUCAUCAGCCUCAUCCUCAUCCGCAUACUCGGCGACCGCAUUCUCCAGCCUUGCUCAAGUGUCCUCGCUGCUGCCGGAGGCGGCCGCCCUGUCGGCGACAGCAGCCCUGGUGGAACCAUAUCUGGAUGGAUAUGCCACCUCCAAUGUGACCACUCAGAUCGGUACACACGCGUAUCUCCCUUGUCGGGUCAAACAACUGGGCAACAAAUCUGUUUCCUGGAUUCGACUGCGCGAUGGACACAUCUUGACCGUUGACAGGGCGGUCUUCAUAGCCGAUCAGCGUUUUCUGGCCAUCAAGCAGCCGGACAAGUACUGGACGCUGCAGAUAAAAUAUGUACAGGCCCGUGAUGCCGGGUCCUACGAGUGCCAGGUCUCCACAGAGCCCAAAGUCAGUGCGCGUGUCCAGCUGCAAGUUGUGGUGCCCCGCACGGAGAUACUGGGCGAACCAGAUCGCUACGUGAAGGCUGGCAGCAAUGUCGUCCUACGCUGUAUUGUCCGUGGCGCCUUGGAGCCGCCCACCUUCAUCAUGUGGUACCAUGGGGCCGAGCAACUGGCAGCGGACUCGCAACGCCAUCGCACGCAAUUGGAUCCCAAUCUACCGGAGGCCACUGGCGAGGGACAGAGCACGAUUGGCUCAUUAAUCAUCGAGUCGGCCAAGAAGCGCGAUACUGGCAAUUACACAUGUAGCCCGUCGAAUAGCCCCAGUGCGACCGUAACACUGAACAUAAUAAAUGGUGAAUCAUCUGCCUCGGCGGUCACCUCAUCGGCAGCCACCACACGGGCCUAUGCCCUAAGCAUCCUCGCCCUGCUGCUCAGCGUCAUCCUCAUCGGUGUGGGCCAUCGGACAUGACAUGUCAACGGAGCGAGGCCAAACUAAGGAGUGAAUCCAGAACUCUGCCAAUAUGAAAAAACCAACCCCAAUUUGAUAAGCAUUAAAAAGCAGAAUGAAGUGAAAGGAAAUUAAAUCAGAUAAAUACACAUAAUAAUCGAGUGCAUGUUGUAAGCUAGUUGAUUUUAUCUACUGACUAAUAACUCAAGAAACGUAGGGAAGGAAGGAUAAAUCCGUAAAUCCCUGGACACACACACACACACACACACCCUCUCUCUCCCUCUCUCCCACUCUCUCUCUAUCUAUGUAGCUGUCUAGCCCCCAAGACAUUGCAGCUAAUUGUAAGUUCUACGAGCUCUAAGCGAAAACUAGUCCGUAAGCACCAGCCCCCACAAAUCCACAAAUCUCCCACUAGUCUUAGGCCUGAUUUCUGUCAUAAAUUUAAUUUUUUGGGUUUUGUCCGUUCGGGUUUCCUUUUGUUUGGCUUUCGCAUAAAUGCAUAACCGUAAAUAUUUAUGCACUUCGAUAUGCAAUUGCGUAGAUAUCCUGAGUCUGAAUCUGACUCUGAAUGCAUUCAGCUUGCAGGAAUUUCGAGCAUUAUUUUUCGGUCAAAAAUUCAAACUAGAAUUGCAGUUUCUGUUGCAAUGUGGCCACAUGCUGCACCUUUCGAUUGGCCAUUUGUAUCUCCUGCUGCUUUCUCUCUGUCUAGAUGGUGACAUUAAAUAUUUUUAGUAUUUUCUAGCAAAUACUUUGACACUUGACCUCGUUUCGGGCAACAUCCUUUGCCAAUAAAUUUCAUAAAAAUUCUCAUAUCGAUGUGUAGACUGAGAGUAAGCCUGUCCCGAUGUAGAUCGAAUUUCAAUAUUCAUUUAAUUUGUGUACUUAAAAGAAAAUAGAAAAAUUCAUGUUUGAUAUUUGUGUGACAUUUGCAAACAAUUUACAUGGCGAAAAUUUAUGAAACUCUAUUUUAUGUGCUCUUAUCUCACGAACAUGCUCCAAACAUGCGCGAAAAAGCCAAAAAAAAAAAAUAAAAAAUCAUAAAAUAUAAAUAAAACAGAAAAUUAUAGCAAAUACAUUCAUUGAUCGAACAUAACAGAAACGAAAAAUGCGACAUAAAGCUGCAUAAAACAAACAAUUUAAAUGAUAGCGAAACGAAAGUAAAUUUAUUGGAUUGGAUUGAAGGGAGAAGAGAAGAGAACAGAACAGAAAACAGAACGAACUGACUCGCGCGCACUGUAUAUAACUCUAUUGCGAGAAUUGUUCGACAGAAAAAUGUAAAUUAAUUGAAUACACAAACCAAACCAGAGACGUAUUCCAAAUACUAAUGAAUUGCAUUUAAACGAUACAGAAAAAAAAAUCAACGACACACACACACAUACAUAUAUCGUAUAUCGUAUAUAUAUAUAAAUAUAAAAAUAAAGAUAAAUAAAUAAGAGGAGAAACAUGAAAGGCAAACACACGGUAGUCAAAGAAAUAAAUAAAAA